GCGAGCGCAUCGCCAUUUUGUCAGGAGGGUUUUUUUUCCCUCCCCCUUCCAGCUUCAGUCUUUUUUCAAAUGUUUCUCCCUUCCCGCCGGAAUAAUGCUGUCAGUGGAUGUACAUUUGAUGUUUUCGGAUAAUGAGACGCGUCUAAUGGACCGGGAGAAGAAGCUCGAGAGGCCGACAUUUUAACGUGCCCGAAAGAAUUAGGCGGCGCCGCCACGAAAGUCGGCUUGUCCGCGGCGUCUGUGCUCCAGCGGGCCGGUUCACUGCGCAGGUUUGGACCGCGCGCCAUUUUGUGAAAAUUGACACAAAAUUCCAAAGCCGAAUUAGCGGAGGACGCGGCGCCCGUUUGAGGUUCAAAAACACGCCGAAGCCACCUUCGCCGUCGCGCCGCUCCAGGAGGUCGAUGCGAAUUUGACAAAAGACUGCGUAAAAAUCGCUUUGACGUAGCCUUUUUUUAGCGGCGGGGGCUAACGAUUGUUAGCUCGAGGCUAGCCUGGGAAGCUAGGUGGCUAACGUUCAUUUUGUCAACUAGCAGCACUAGUUAGCACUAGCCACAUUCGCCAAGCUUAGCUACUAACUUAGGCGUGCUAGUCAACGUUAGCAUGUUGCUAGUCAUCAGCUGAUGGUAACGUCGAUCUCCGUCGAAAAAUGGAGAGUUUACUCGAGUUGGCUGGCAAAUAAUUGUCGUGUUUGCCGGUCGGAAGACAGACGCCGGAUCGGAUUGAACGUGAUCAUUCCUCGCUAACCGUGCAAAGGGAGGGGAGAAUCUCAAGCUGGAUAAGUUUCCUCAUCAUACAGGUUAUUGGACUUUAAAUGAAGAUCGUGCCAUCAGAGUUGGUUGCCUGCUGGACUCUCCUGCCAGGAUGAUAUGACAUUUUUUCACAAGAUGCAUCCAGGAGGAGAGACUUCAGCAUGCAAACCUUCGUCUGUCCGGCUUGCGCCCUCUUUUUCUUUACACACUGCUGGUCUUCAGAUGGCUGCUCCAAUGCCCCAUACGCACCAGCAGUACAGUGAGCGCCACCAGCCAAGCACUGACCAAUCUGUUACGGUCUUACCGUACAGCGACCAGACGACACAGCUCACUGCCAAUCAGAGGCACAUGCCCCAGUGCUUUCGUGACCCAACUUCAGCUCCCCUGAGGAAGCUCUCCAUUGACCUUAUCAAAACAUACAAACACAUCAAUGAGGUGUAUUAUGCAAAAAAGAAGCGGCGGCACCAACAGGGUCAGGGCGAAGACUCCAGUCACAAAAAAGAAAGGAAGGUCUUCAAUGAUGGCUAUGACGAUGAUAACUAUGACUACAUCGUCAAGAAUGGGGAGAAGUGGAUGGACCGAUAUGAGAUUGAUUCCUUGAUAGGAAAAGGAUCGUUCGGACAGGUUGUGAAAGCAUAUGACCGAGCAGAGCAGGAAUGGGUUGCGAUUAAGAUCAUUAAGAACAAGAAAGCUUUCCUCAAUCAAGCCCAGAUUGAAGUGCGCCUCCUAGAGCUUAUGAACAAACAUGACACUGAGAUGAAAUACUACAUUGUUCACCUGAAGCGUCACUUCAUGUUUCGGAACCACCUCUGCCUCGUGUUUGAGAUGCUUUCAUAUAACCUGUACGACUUGCUCCGGAAUACCAACUUCCGCGGUGUUUCACUCAACCUCACGCGGAAGUUCGCCCAGCAGUUAUGCACAGCGCUGCUUUUCCUGGCCACGCCCGAGCUCAGCAUCAUCCACUGUGAUCUGAAGCCCGAGAACAUCCUCCUCUGCAACCCCAAGAGGAGUGCCAUCAAAAUAGUGGACUUUGGCAGCUCGUGCCAGCUGGGACAAAGGAUAUACCAGUAUAUCCAGAGUCGCUUCUAUCGUUCCCCAGAGGUGCUUCUGGGAAUGCCCUACGACCUGGCCAUUGACAUGUGGUCCUUGGGUUGCAUUUUGGUGGAGAUGCAUACUGGAGAGCCUCUCUUCAGUGGAGCCAAUGAGGUGGACCAGAUGAACAAAAUAGUGGAGGUUCUUGGCAUCCCACCUAAUCACAUAAUGGACCUAGCCCCAAAAGCCAGGAAGUUCUUCGAGAAGCUUUCAGAUGGUACAUGGAGUGUUAAAAAGACCAAAGAUGGCAAAAGGUAUAAACCUCCAGCUUCACGGAAGCUCCACUCUAUCCUGGGUGUGGAGACCGGGGGUCCGGGUGGCCGGCGGGCAGGCGAGUCUGGCCACGCUGUCGCCGACUACUUGAAGUUCAAGGACCUGAUUCUGCGAAUGCUGGACUAUGACCCCAAGAGCCGCAUCCAGCCCUACUAUGCCCUGCAGCACAGCUUCUUCAAGAAGACUGCAGACGAGGGGACCAAUACGAGCAGCAGCGUGUCAACCAGUCCCGCCUUGGAGCAGUCCCAGUCUUCAGGAACCACCUCUAGCACCUCCUCUAGUUCAGGAGGCUCAUCCGGAACAAGUACCAGUGGCAGAGCGAGAUCAGACCCUACCCAUCACCACUUACACAGUGGAGGACAUUUUGGCACCGCCAUGCCAGCCAUUGAUGGAGACAGCCUCUGCCCACAGGCUCGACAGCCUUACCCACCUCCGCUGGUGUGGGGUGGCGGUGUCGUACCGGAGUCCGUCACCGGCGAGACCCACCCAGUCCAGGAGACCACCUUCCACGUCCCUCCCCAGCACCCGAAGGCCCUGCAUCCCCACUCACACGCUCAUCACCACCAUGGGCCCAUGAUGGCCACACGGCCGCGCCCGCGCCACUACACCUCCCCAACACACAGCUCGUCGACCCAGGACUCCAUGGAGGUGGUCCACGGCCAUCUGUCUAUGACCUCCCUGUCUUCCUCUGCCUCCUCUUCCUCGACAUCUUCCUCUUCCACUGGGAACCACGGCAACCAGGCCUACCAGCUCCGCCAUUUGCCCGCCGGAGCACUCGACUUUGGUCAGAACGGUGGGCUGAGCAUGGGGCUAGGUGCCUUCUCGAACCCACGGCAGGAGACCGGCAUGGCUGCGCACCCUGCUUUCUCCAUGGGCACGAACACAGGGCCCGGCCACUACCUAGCGGAGGGCCACCUGAGCAUGAGGCAGGGCAUGGACCGGGAGGAGUCUCCAAUGACUGGAGUGUGUGUGCAGCAGAGUUCCAUGGCCAGCUCGUGACUGCGCUGACAUUUUGGCUGUGUUCCCCCUGUGCGUCAUUUUUAAGGUGGUGUUUUUUUACUACAAGGUGUGUUGAGAAUCAAAGCUGCUCACGUCAGAAGGGAGAUAUCACUGAACCGCUACUACAGAGGGAAAAAAAACCUUUGUUAAGAAGAAGUAUAUAUGUAAUUGUCAUCCUUUUUUUUUCUUUUGCAACCAUUAGGCACAAAGUAAUACUGCGGAAUAACCAUAGUGAGAUUGAGACAUCCAUCUUACCAUUUCACCGCCUUAUGGUAUUAUGUGGCAAAAGGAGCAUUUCACAGCAAAGUUAUGCCACGAAAUGCUUGCCUGACAUUACUGUUCCACUGGUUUGUCAUUAUUUUGCCCCCCUCUCUCACCCCCUCAAGCAAAAUGUCACACAAAGAAGCUGCUUGUAAAUCCUGUAGCCUGACGAGGAGGGCGAGUGUUUUUUUGCGGUGAUAUUUCUUGUCAGUGGCUCAGUGAGUGUUGUGUAACUCGACAUGACAGUGGAGUUCCCUAUAAGCGUGUGCUGGCCUGGCGGAUACAAAUGGAUAUAGACGCCGAGCGGGUCAGAGGAGAGGGAGGCUCCUGCCCCUUGCGCCAAGAUACCCCCCCCCAAAAUAUCGCGGCGCGAGCUGUGACGACACGAGAGCAGCGGAAGGAAUACAGUCUGUGGCUGGUUCUAGAUAACCCUUUGGCCUUAUGACUCAUGGACUUGGACUGGGGAUGGAGCUGGACAUUUUCAUUUUGAAUUAAGAUGGCUUUUCUCUAUUUUUCUCUCUAGACAGCCCUUAAUUCUUGAAAACAUUUUAGAAGAAAAAAAAAGCUAAAUAAGAAUGGUAAUUUGAGGCCUUUCUAGACAAAGAUUUCUUCAGCAGGGCCCCACAUAACAGGGUCUUAUUGUACACAACAACCUCCUAAACAUGACUUCCUUGAAAAAAAAUCUUAGUCACCGGUUAAGGCUUUUUGCAGUGGAAAGAACUUAUCCCAGAGUUGACCCUUUUGUUUUUUUUUGUUUUUGUUUUUUAAAAUUGUUUUCUUAUGUCUUUGCAUGUAGUUCCUCAUCAGAACCACCUGCACAAGUCUCUCCAUCCCAAAACACAUGGAAACUGAAGAAAAAAAAACAAGAGUUAAAUGACUGCCUUUUUUGUCCUCAAAUUAUGCUGUGAAUUUUACAAGAAUUUAUUUUCCCUUUGGAUAUGUUUUUUAUACCAAAGUGGUUAUUUUAUAGCAUAUUAGGUGUCUGUAACCAAUAAUGUAGCAGUUCACCACACGUUGACGAGAUCUUACCGAAGCAUCAACAAACAGCUGAUAUAUAUAUAUAUAUAUAUAUAUAUAUAUAUAUAUAUACUAGCAAAACUGGAGAGCGUUGUUCAGGCUAUUAUUGUGUACACUCUGGCCACAUUUGUUUAUCACCUUUUACCAAACCUGUUUCCAUAUUAAUUGGUAGAUUCUUUUGGGAGUCUUUUAAAGAUAAAGAAGAUUUAAAAUUAAAAAAAUUAAAAAAAAAAGUCGCUAUGUUUAGAGAAUCUGGUAGUUACUCUGCAGGCUCCGGAGUAGCAAGAUAGAAGUUGAUGGUGGUUUAAAAGAAAAAAUCAAAAAAAACAAAACAAAGGAGACAAAUGUGUUCGAUUUCUGUGUUGGCGGGUUUUUUUUUUUUUUCGCUCCAUCCUACAUACUAUUUCAAAGGGUUUUUGCUGCCUUUCGUACAUUUGGUCAACUUGGCUUGGAUAAUUGUGUUGAAUGGUAUGAUGUUUUAGUUGGCGAAGGGCACUCCCCCUUGAUUGUUGUCUGGUUCAAAGGGAAGCCUGCCAUCACAUUUUCUGCCUGGGCAGACACGCAUGUCCUGAAAAUGACUUUUUUUUUUUUUUUUUUUUUUUUUUUUUUUUUUUUUUUUUUAAAUUUUUUUUUUUUUUUACAUCAGGGAUUUUGAAGUGCUUUCUUUCCUUCUUCUGUUUGCUCAUUUUGACCAGCUUUGAAAUUAGAGAGGAGACAACCUGCCCGCGGCCACCUGUCAAAAUGGACGACAGGCCGCACAUAUACAAACACGCACACACAAACGCGUACGUCAUACUGUUGUCAUUUUAGAAGGAAUAAUCCAUUCGCCGAAUCACGCUCCCAUUAAACACCAAUGUAAAGCUACCUAUAUUGAGAAUGGGGGUUUUUAUCUGGAUGUCAAGGUUAAUUGCAAAUUUGCAAUCAUUUUUGUUCACACCCUCGCUGAAUUUGAGAUCUUUAGACACAUCGGCCGGCCGUUUUGAUCGCUGGCGCUCGUACUGGUACUAAACAUUCCAAAAAUAAAGAGUGAAAAAGACAAAAAAAUUGACUGCAGUGACUCGUAAGUGUGCGCCUAUAUUUCUGAUCAUGCUGAUUGACCUCUUAUUUAGAGCAGUUGUCAUGAAAUGCAGCCCCUUUUUAAUAGUUGAAAUAGAAUUUAUGUAUAUAUUUAUAUUUUUUUAAUAAAGGAAGUAUAGAACUCACUACCUUGCUCCUGCUGGUAUGUUGAUUAUGUUUGUCAAAUUGGGUGACCAUUCAUUGGGGCAGGAACUCCUGUUUUUUUCUUAGUGGCAAAAACUUGACUGCAUCAGGACAACACUAUGAGGUAGGGUUUGAAUCAAACAGGGAACGCUAGAUCUUCAAACCUUAAUAAUUUUCACAGGGUAUAUUGUAAGUGCAUGUACAUCACAAACCUUACUUUUUUGGUUCUAUGAGAAGCACAUGGUUGGUGAAUAAAAAAAAUAUAUAAGGUUCCAUCUUUCAUACGCCUGUUCUGUUUGUGUGUUGGACACAAACACUUUCUUGACAUAUCUGAACACCCAGCAGAAGUGGAGAUCCUCUUAUUUAAUUUAGAUUGAUCCCUUUUUUUUUUUCAUUUUAUACCACAUUUUUUUCACAUUUUUUUGUACAUGCAACAUGCACUAUAGAAUUGAACAGCAUGGGGGAAAAGGAUAAGUCCAUGUAUCCACAGAUUGUAAGAUCUAGUCAAGACUUUGCUGUGUUUAUGACAAUGCCCUUUGUAUUAUAUUAAGACAGUCUUAUGUAUGAUAUAUAAAAAGAAGUUAAUUGAAA
Phyllopteryx taeniolatus (common seadragon) is the source of this 6182-nucleotide messenger RNA. It is a transcript of the gene dyrk1ab, whose product is annotated as dual-specificity tyrosine-(Y)-phosphorylation regulated kinase 1A, b. Bases 867 to 3113 code for a protein of 748 amino acids. The transcript is spliced from 12 exons. The record is from RefSeq and is a predicted model, not a curated record. Gene Ontology annotation, molecular function: protein serine/threonine kinase activity; protein serine/threonine/tyrosine kinase activity; transcription coactivator activity. Lineage: Eukaryota; Metazoa; Chordata; Actinopteri; Syngnathiformes; Syngnathidae. Gene Ontology annotation, cellular component: nucleus. Gene Ontology annotation, biological process: protein autophosphorylation; peptidyl-serine phosphorylation; peptidyl-threonine phosphorylation.